AUGCCUCGAGACACUCUGAUCGUCUCUGAUAAUGACAUUGACAUUGGACUGGAUUUGGCAGGUGACCAAGACGAAGAGUUGUCUUUCCAAGAAGGACAUGGGAGAGAAAAACACAGAGGAAAAAGAAGGGAAAGUGAGAGAGAGAAAAAGAGUAAGGGAAAUGGAAAGCGAAGACGGUCAUCUAGAAGGAGGGAUGAAGAAGAAAAGCUGCAACCCAGGGCAGAAAAAAGAGAGAGGAGCAAGCGAAAAAGAGCAAAGCACAAACACGAAACAAAAAGCGAAGACAGAGAUGAGGAGGGCGAGUCUCAGAAAACAGGUGAAAAACUGACGAAAACAAAGAAAAGUGUAAAAAAUGAAAAGCGAAGAAAAAAGGAAGAGGUGGGAGAAGGAGAGGCUAAAGAGAGAAAUGAAAAGGAGAGAAAGAAACACGGAAGUGCCAAGAAGGGGGAGAAGAAAGAUGAAAAAAGGAAACGGCCAGAGAAAGAGCAAGAGGUGAAGAAAAAAAAGAAAAAAGUGGUUGAAACAAGUUCAGAGCAAGACACAAGCGAAGUCAAUGAUGAUGAAGACGAGGGCAAAGAGGAAGAGGUGAGACCUGAAUGUUUGUCGCCUGAAGAACUGGAGAAGCUGAAAGAGGCUGUGGACGAGAGGAAGAAACUCAUCCAAAGUCUGAGGGGGAAACCCUGGCCGAUGAAAAAGAAACUUGUCACUUUACGGGAGUCUCAGGAGUUUGUGGAGAAGUAUGAAGGAGCCUUGGGGAAAGGGAAAGGAAGGAAGCUCUACGCAUACAAAGUCAUGAUGACAAAGAAAUGGAUGAAGUUUCAACGAGACUUUGAAAACUUCAAAACUGCCUGCAUCCCCUGGGAGAUGAAAAUAAAGGAGAUUGAAAGUCAUUUCGGCUCGUCAGUCGCCUCCUACUUCAUCUUCCUGAGGUGGAUGUACGGCAUCAAUAUGAUUUUGUUUGGUUUGACCUUUGGCCUCGUUAUGGUUCCAGAGGCUUUAAUGGGACGGCCUUAUGGAAGCAUCCCAAGAAAGACUGUUCCGCGAGCCGAGGAAGGGAGCGCCAUGGACUUCGCUGUCCUGUGGGACUUUGGGGGUUACGCUCAGUAUUCAGUCCUCUUCUAUGGUUUCUACAACAACCAGCGUGCCAUUGGCUGGCUCAAGUUCCGCAUGCCUCUGUCGUACUUUCUGGUCGGUGUGGGAACAGUGGCUUACAGCUAUAUGGUGGUCAUAAGAACCAUGGCCCGCAAUGCCAACGAGUCUGGGGUUGGAGAUGACAACAGUUUUAAUUUCAGCUGGAAAAUGUUCACCAGCUGGGAUUACCUGAUCGGAAACCCGGAGACUGCAGAUAACAAGUUUGCCUCCAUCACCACCAGCUUCAAGGAGGCAAUCCUGGAGGAGCAGGAGAGUCGGAAGGAUGACAACAUCCACCUGACUCGUUUCCUGCGAGUGUUGGCCAACUUUCUGGUUUUGUGCUGCCUGGCAGGAAGUGGGUACCUCAUUUACUUUGUAGUGCGCCGCUCUCAGAAGUUUGCCCUCGAUGGACUGGAGAACCACACCUGGUGGGAAAGAAACGAGGUGAAUAUGGUCAUGUCGUUACUGGGGAUGUUCUGCCCCAUGCUGUUCGACGUCAUCAGCGCCCUGGAGAACUACCACCCUCGAGUCGCCCUGCAGUGGCAGCUUGGGCGCAUCUUUGCUCUCUUCUUGGGAAACCUCUACACCUUCAUCAUUGCCCUCAUGGAUGAGAUCAAUCUUAAAAGAGAAGAGGAGAAGAUCAUAAAGUUUAACAUAACUACGUGGGAAUCCAGUCUGUUCAAUGGCUCUGUGUCAGAAAACAGCACUGCUCCACCCGUCACUAUUCACCCUGCUGAUGUGCCCAGAGGGCCCUGCUGGGAGACCAUGGUGGGGCAGGAGUUUGUACGGCUGAUAAUAUCUGACACCAUGACAACAUACAUCACGCUGCUCAUCGGCGAUUUCUUGAGAGCCGUACUUGUUCGUUUUCUUAACUACUGCUGGUGCUGGGACCUUGAGGCUGGAUUUCCUUCCUACUCUGAGUUUGAUGUAAGCGGGAACGUCUUGGGCCUGAUCUUCAAUCAAGGAAUGAUAUGGAUGGGGGCUUUCUACGCUCCCUGCCUGCCUGCUCUGAAUGUCCUCCGCCUGCACGUCUCCAUGUACCUGCAGUGUUGGGCAGUGAUGUGCUGCAACGUGCCACAAGAAAGGGUCUUCAAAGCCUCGGGCUCCAACAACUUUUACAUGGCCAUGCUGCUCGUCAUUCUGUUCCUGUCGACUCUUCCUGCUAUCUACACCAUCGUCACCAUCCCCCCUUCCUUUGACUGCGGGCCCUUCAGUGGCAAGAACCGCAUGUUCGAUGUGAUCCACGAGACGCUGGAGUCGGACUUCCCUGCCUGGUUUAGUAAAGUCUUCAGCUAUGCUUCAAACCCCGGGCUGGUGCUGCCGUUCAUCCUGCUCAUGGUACUGGCCAUUUAUUAUUUGCAAUCCACCUCUAAAAGCUAUAAAGAAGCCAAUGUGGAACUGAAGAAAAAACUGCAAACACAAAACGAGGAAAACAAGAAGAAGAACAAACGAGCUGCCCUGAAGGCGCAGAUGGAUCUAGAGGAGGCCCGAAAAGCAGCAUCAGGUUCAGCAGAAAAAAAGAACAAAGGUUCUUCAGGAGAUCAAGAGGAUGGAGAAGAAAAGCACGGCAGCAGUCAGAGACUGCAUCACAGUAAAAAUGGACGAAACCCUCCUGAUGGCGGAGGCAGGGAGCGCCACCACCUGGAAGCCACCAGGACCCACUUCAACAGCACCAAUCACCAUCCUGGUUACUUGCCUGGUUUCCCCUGUCAAAAUGAGCCCAGGAUGUACAGGGUGCCGAGCCUGCAGAGACACUGA
This is a messenger RNA of Salarias fasciatus (jewelled blenny), 2889 nucleotides long. RefSeq names its product transmembrane channel-like 1 (gene tmc1). Gene Ontology annotation, cellular component: plasma membrane. The transcript is spliced from 20 exons. The record is from RefSeq and is a predicted model, not a curated record. Gene Ontology annotation, molecular function: mechanosensitive monoatomic ion channel activity. The coding region runs from base 1 to 2889 and encodes 962 amino acids. Gene Ontology annotation, biological process: vestibular reflex; detection of mechanical stimulus involved in sensory perception of sound. NCBI's taxonomy places the organism in Eukaryota, Metazoa, Chordata, Actinopteri, Blenniiformes, Blenniidae.